This is a messenger RNA of Cavia porcellus (domestic guinea pig), 534 nucleotides long. Its product is annotated as small ribosomal subunit protein eS25-like. The transcript is spliced from 2 exons. Gene Ontology annotation, molecular function: structural constituent of ribosome. The record is from RefSeq and is a predicted model, not a curated record. Lineage: Eukaryota; Metazoa; Chordata; Mammalia; Rodentia; Caviidae. Bases 1 to 534 code for a protein of 177 amino acids. Gene Ontology annotation, cellular component: cytosolic small ribosomal subunit.
AUGGACCAGUGGCAGGGCAGGAUCAGCUAUGCUUUCAGCUGGAUAGAGCCACCACCGAUGUUCUAUGAGGACGUGGAGAAAGGACAGUUACAUUCUUCUGGGUUUCUGUCCAUCAUCUUUACGAGGCUGCUGUGGUCACCUCUGCUCUCGGAGUUCUGUGAUGUCUCCCAAGAUGACAAGAAGAAGAAAGAUGCCAAAAAGUUGGCCAAGAAAGACAAAGACCCAGUGAACAAAUCCGGGGGCAAGGCCAAAAAGAAGUGGUCCAAAGGCAAAGUUCAGGACAAGCUCGGCAACCUGGUUCUGUUUGAUAAAGCUACCGACAACAAACUCUUUAAGGAAGUUCUCAACAAUAAACUUAAAAUGCCUGCUGUGGUCUCUGAGAGACUGAAGAUACAUGGGUCACUGGCCAGGGCAGCCUUUCAGGGUCUCCUUAGUAAAGGACUUACCAAGUUGAUUUCAAAGCACAGAGCCCAAGUUAUUUACACCAGAAACACCAAUGGUGGAGAUGCCCCUGCUGCUGAAGAAGAUGUAUGA